Molecule: messenger RNA, 1116 nt
Organism: Suillus discolor
Lineage: Eukaryota; Fungi; Basidiomycota; Agaricomycetes; Boletales; Suillaceae
Exons: 10
Coding region: 1-759 (252 amino acids)
Source: RefSeq, a predicted model, not a curated record
AUGAAAGGCCUCUAUAUCGUUACACGAUACCUCCCCUUUAUCUUUCUGGCCACAGAUCUAUCCAUGGAUUUUAUCCCGAAUGAGAACUCAGGUAAAUGCCGGGUGCUGGAAAAUACUCAAUUAGGUCUUGGAACAGUAUUAGUUAUUGUCUCCGAAACUUUUUUCAUCCUUAGAACAUAUGUGCUCUGGAACGAAAAUAUGAUCUUGCUCGUAGCCAUCUUGUCCACCUUUUGCCAUCCUCCAGCAUUGUCCUCGCCACUGGCGUCCCCGCAGCAUGUACUCGUUCUCACCUUCUCUCUGGCGUUCCACGACGACUCAAAUAUUCUGUUCCCUUUCACAGAUGCGACUAGUGCGAUCCCGGGAAUCACAGGGUGCUACCGGAAUUCGGCAGGUUUCCAGUACUUCAUAGCAUUUCUUCUCCUUUCCGUGUUCGAACUGGGACUCAUGGUGCUCACGCUCAUACGCGCCAUACAGAACUGGCGGAUGAACCCAAGCCGUCUGUAUGUUGCCCUGGUGAACCAUAACAUAUCCUAUUAUGCAUGCGGUUUUCUGCUCUCGGCAACGAACAUCUUCGCAUCGCUGCUCCUCCAGGACUCCUACCAAACCUUUUUUUUCAAUUUCCAGUUUAUCAUGCUUGCAAUUCUUGCCACGCGCAUGCACCUCCAUCUCUGGCAGGUGAAUCAACAUCCACACGGCUCUACUAGCAACCUCGUACAUGUUCCAAUGUCCGACAUUUCAUUUGCAAAUCCCGCGGCGUGAUUGUCUUAUCCCGUGGCUUAUUCAGUGUCGUUCGUGGAGCGAGGUUUGGACCGUACAAGAUGACUGGUGGGAGUAGGUUUGGUAGAGUUGGUUACGUGCUUAACUUAUAGGAUGAAUCUGUCGCAGGGUGGUAGGAGCAUUUGGAUGUCCUUGAUCUAUUUAAGACCUGUAUUUUCCAGUGCAAGCGGUGGCGGCGCAGGGAUCCAAAUCUUGAGUGUGCUAGACCCAAAAUCAAGGAUCAUCUAAUUCUGCUCCGGAGUCCUGCUACACAUGAUCAUGUAUCUUACGAGAAAUUUGACCUGAUCACACCGUGACACAGCCAAAGUUGCACGUUCCUCAACUCGAGUUUCCGUACAU